UAGGUAAAUAUAAUAUAAAACCAAAAAACAAGCCAAAAAUACUUAUUAGUUUUGAAGUAUGCAUUUUCUGGUUGUGUUUGUUUUCCUUGGAGUUUGGUAAAAAUUAAUUAGUUUUAAGACGUGCAUUUAUGAUAUGAAUCAAAUUGAACCUAAAAGGCAUCUUUUUAAUCAUGUUUUUUCACAAUUAUCUUGUGAAUGGGAAGAAUUUCAGAAAGAAAAUACUACUUCUUGCACACAGAUGAAAACACUCACUGGAAAAUUAUUAAAACUUUUGUCAACAAGUGAUCUAUAUAGAAGAGAACUGCUACAAAAACAAGACAAUAUCAAAGUUUUAUUUCAAAUUGUUGAGGUUUUUUGUACAAAAGACCAGCAAAUAACCCAGAAUAUUCUUGAAUCGUUUUACCUAGCAUGUUCCCCAGAUAGCCGUGUUUCAUGUUUAGCAGAAGUUGGGUUGUUAUCAUUAUUGUUUAAAUGUUUGAAUAAAGUAGCAGCUAAUGUUUCCAUCUUGCAAAAUAGUAUCUUAUCUAUCGAUACAUUAGCAUUAUGUCAUGCUUUGAUUGCAAAGGUUGCCUACAAAGAGAAGAAGUUUGCUACCAUUUGUAGACUAUCUGGAGCACUGAAAUCAACAAUACUUUUGUUAAAAUUGUCUACCUCAGAUAAAAUGAAUUUGGCUUCGGUUGAUGUGUUGAGAUUGAAUGCUACCAGCUCUGUAAACUGUACUUUAAUGAUAAAAGAAGGAGUUGUUACUAUUUUACAAAGUAUUAUUCUGUCAUGCGGACAUAGAAAAUGUCAAAUUCUUAAAAAAUCUCUUGAUUUGCUUUCUACAAUUUGCAAGCUUGAAAAUGGUGUUAAAAAAGCAAUCAGGAUUGGAUUGAUGAAACAAUUAUUGAAUAUAUAUAAAUCUUGGCAUAAAUGGGACCUAAAAAACAGUCAUGUUGCUGUUCGAAAAUCUGUUUUGCAUUCUAUCAUUGCAUGUCUAAUGUUUCCUAUUGGAAGCAAAGCGUUUAUAGAUGAAGAAGGUUUCAAGACAAUUUAUUUUCUAGGGCUGGAACAACUUGAUAGACCAGACACUGAUGUUCUCGUUAAAGCAUCAAUUGUAAUUCUUAGAAAAUGUUUUGUGCAGAAAAUACCACUUUGUAGUUUAUUGAGCCUUUAUAAAUUUCCUCUCCCACAAAGUUCUCAUUUUGCUGAAAUAGAAAAUUUUUUAUCUGUUCUCACUGUAAAUGGAGAUGAAAUUGAGGAAGAAAAUGCAUACAAAGAUACGCAUGUCAAUAUUAGUAUCUGUGAUUACAUGAAUUUUAUGCCUGAACUUAAAGAAAAUAAAGAGUUGCAUUCACAACACAAUGUUCACAAACAAAAAUAUUCAGGAAAAGAUUUUGAUGGAGAAGUUAAACAAGAAAAAAGUCCUUUUCAACAUAUCUCUUCAUUUCUUAUUAAUCCAACAUUUGAUUACAUGUCUCCUAAUCAACCAGAACCUCUUUUAGAAAGGAAGCCAUAUUUACUUCGAUAUAAAAUAUUUGAAGACUUCCAAAGAAUCAUUUUUCCAGAUACUAUCAUAAAUCGCACAGUGUUUGAUUUAGAUGAGCUUACUCAUGAAAUAUACCCUUCUGGCAAUAGUGCUGACUGUGAAAAUGAAUCAUUGAAACCUGACAAAUAUUUUUGUAAUCUGAAGCCUAACCUUAAAACACAUUCCUCUUUAAGAAGUUUAUCGGGGCCAAUUCAAUUAGAAAUUAUUAAAAACAAUCCUUUGACAUUUGAGUCUCGCUUCGAAAGUGGUAAUCUUCGAAAAGCAAUACAGGUUAGAAGUCAUGAGUAUGAUUUACUACUGAAUGCUGACAUCAACACAAGCGGUCAUCAUCAAUGGUUUUAUUUUCAAAUUAGUAAUAUGGAACCAAAUGUACCUUACAGAUUCAAUAUUAUUAACUGUGAAAAAGCAAACAGUCAGUUCAACUUUGGGAUGCAACCAUUGCUUUAUUCUAUGAGACAAUCACAAAGAAGACAAGGAUGGAUAAGAGCUGGGACCAAUAUAUGCUAUUACAAAAAUUUCUAUGUCAAAGGCUUGUCAUCACAUAAACACUACCAUACAGCUACUUUUACAAUAUCGUUUCCACAUGCAAAAGAUACAUGUUAUCUAGCAUACCAUUAUCCUUAUACUUAUUCUCUUUUAAAGAACCAUCUUCAACAUAUCGAAGAUUUUUUAGAUCCAUCAAUUUUUUAUUGUCAACAAGUUCUUUGUAGUUCUUUAGCUGGGAACAAAGUACCUUUAGUCACCAUAACAUCAAAAGAAAUAGAUGAAAAAGAAAAGGUGUAUGUGUUUCUGACUGCCAGAGUACAUCCAGGAGAAACAAAUUCAAGUUGGAUAAUGAAAGGAAUAUUGGACUUUCUCACAAGUAACUCUGAGGAAGCGUGCUCUUUGAGAUCUGCUGUUGUUUUUAAAAUUGUUCCUAUGCUUAACCCAGAUGGUGUUAUAAAUGGAUGUGUGCUGACUAAAUUUCCUUGCCGCCCUUGUGCAGUGAACAAAUCUCACUCUGCCCUUCAUAGAUGUUCUUUAUCUGGCCAAGACUUAAAUCGUAUGUGGAAGCAGCCAGAUGCUGUCUUACAUCCAACCAUCUAUCACACUAAAUUGUUUUUAAAGUAUCUCGCUUCUAAUGAUAAAAAACCAGAGAUUUUUGUAGAUUUCCAUGGUCACUCGAGGAAAAAAAAUUUAUUUAUGUAUGGUUGUCGUGAUGUGAAUUUAUCAGAAUCACUCAGUUCACUUCAACUUAACAAUAAAUGUUCAAAUUCAAUGUGCCAUGAUAUUGAAUUACUUCCAAAGAUAUUGAGUCAAGAAACACCAUGUUUUUCUCUAUCACAGUGUAAUUUUUUAGUUGACAAAUCCAAAGAAUCAACUGCUCGUGUGGUUUGUUACAGUGAGAUAGGUAUUCGUAAAAGUUAUACAAUGGAAAGUACAUAUUGUGGUAUGGAUCAGGGUACAUAUAAAGGACAUCAUAUUGGAACAGACGGACUAAAAUGCAUGGGUCGUGAUUUCUGUUUAGCCUUGGAGAAGUUUUUUGUUUUGUCAGACGUCAUAUAAGCAAUAGAAAUAGAUCAGACAAAAUAAUUAUAUAUGAUUAUAUAUAGAGAGAGAUUUAAUUAUAUAUAGAGAGAAAUAAUUAUAUAUAUAGAGAUAAAUAAUUUCCACGGUUAAUUACCAUGUAAUUUAAUGUUAAUAAUAUACUUUUUAAAUUUAUUAUCAA
Messenger RNA from Hydra vulgaris (swiftwater hydra), 3236 nucleotides. The record is from RefSeq and is a predicted model, not a curated record. NCBI's taxonomy places the organism in Eukaryota, Metazoa, Cnidaria, Hydrozoa, Anthoathecata, Hydridae.